UGAACGCUCGUCGAGUCCGCUUCGUGGAAAAUCAUAACUCGCGUGCGUACGCGUUCGAAAAAGACGUUUUCCCAACGUGUGUUUUGAAAGUGCUUUUCGAUUAUCUAAUAAAACAUAAAUAAUAUAAAAACUAAACUCUAGUGACCACAGUGAAGCAUGUCCAGUGCCCAAGUGUCGCAACAGCCGCCUCCUCCGCCGCUGACCACCACCAGUAACAACACCUCAAUGCCGUCGCAAUUGCUAUUGAGCCACAUCCAGCACCAUAGCACAAGUCUGCAUCACCAGCGCAGCCAUCAGAGAUCAUCGCCACCUGCCCAGGACUACGAUCAGGGCAGCAAUCACUCCACACUAUCGCCCAGAUCUCAAAUAACUCCCAGUCCACCGGCUACCAGUCCAACCCAUUCGGCAGCCACCACAGGAUCACCACUUAGCGCCUACGCUCCGGGUCUGAGUCCCGGUGGUGUUCAGGAUAAUAGUCAAACGGAUAGUGGUCAGAAUCCACAGAUGCCUCUGUUAGUGGCUCCCUUGCCGGUGGGUGCUGGUCCACCACCGCCACAUCCGCAUCCUCGUCUAUAUGUUGAGGGUUUCCCGCCACCGCAUCAUGUGCCACAUCCUCAUCCCGCUCUGGGUGCCUAUCCCCUGCCACGCCUUCCCUUGAUGAUGCCAGGAAAUGCUCCAGCAAUACCAUCUGGAGCUCCAGCACCACCGCCUGUUUCACCACAACCUGCUGGCAAUCACCUAAGUCAUAGUGGAGCCUCCAUGGCCACAACCACUCUCCUGCCACCUGCCCAAAGUCAGCCUAAGAAAUCCUUUUGCAUCGAUGCUCUUCUGGCCAAAAGUCAGCAUCAGACGGGUGAACCACAACCCAUAAUUGUGGACGAUCGUCUGGCUGCUCUGCAUUAUGCCCGCGAUCAAGCGGAACUCAAUCAUGCCUUUGUGACCGCCUCCAAUGCGGCGGCGGCUGCUCAAGCAGCUGCCUCAGCCGCCGGUGGAAUCAGCGAACAGGAGGCACUGCAGCGCAUCCGGGAUUCCAGGGAGUACGACUCACCCAGUCCCGACGGCAUGUCAAGAUCUGAAUCGCCCAGUUCAUCGCAUCGCUCUAGUCCGCCCAUCAGUCCUGGUUGUGAGGAUCAGCAGCCCCAUGGCGGCAUGCAUCCCCAGCAUCUGUCCAUGCGCAUGUCUGACUUCCAUGAUGAGUUCAAGAAGCCCAUUCCACCGCAUAGCCCUAUCAGGCCUCAGGAUUUCCCACUCUAUGCGGGCGGACAUCCUUACCAGCUUCUGGCACAGGGCGGUUCCGCCUUCCACAGACCUCUGGAUCCUUCUGGCAAACCUAUUCCGAUCCCCAUGGGUCACAAUUUCAUGCCCUCACAGCUGCAAUUUGAGUUCCUGGCCCGCGCUGGAAUGCUGCACCAUCGAAUUCCCGAACUGGCUGCCUAUCCGCAUCAUGCCAUUCUGGGCAAGACCCGGAGACCCCGCACUGCCUUCACCUCCCAACAGCUCCUAGAAUUGGAGAAGCAAUUCAAGCAGAACAAGUAUCUGAGUCGUCCCAAGCGUUUCGAGGUGGCCAGCGGACUGAUGCUGUCCGAAACGCAGGUGAAAAUUUGGUUCCAGAAUCGAAGGAUGAAGUGGAAACGUUCCAAGAAGGCCCAACAAGAGGCCAAGGAGAGGGCAAAGGCCAACCAACAGCAGCAGCAGCAGCAGCAGACCCCCAGUGCAGCCAGUUAGAAGGAGUAGGAGUAGCACCUGGAGGAGUGGUCUCCAAUCUAGUCAUGCCGCGAUCAAACCGCCGUCCCAACAUCAAAAAACGAGACACCCUGUAUUUUCUAGCCCCCAAGUAUGAUUUGCGCAAUCGUUUGAAAUCUUUCAUUGGGUUUUUUUCACUUUGAUUUCGAUUUAUUAUUUUUAUUUUGUGCCACCACAACAACCUGGCACUGUGUGAUAUAUGUAAAGAAAAUAUAUAUAUAUAUAAAUUAAAUUCAUUAGCACCCUCCCCUCACCUUAACCCCUGUAUGUACAUAAACAUAAAUCUAAAUAGGAACAGGCAAAUAAAUAACAAAAUAAACAUAAAUCUAAACUAAAUGAGUAAUGCCUAAGUAAAUAAAUUACAUUAAAUGCGAUUAGUUUAGUUGGUAAUUUGCAAUUUGCUUGUGUAAUUUCUGUAAAUAAUUGUAAUUAUGUAAUUGUAGUCUUUAAUAUUAACAAAAACAACAACAACAGCCAUUGAGUAAAAAAAAAACACAGAAAAUAUCGCAUUGCGAUUGUAUUAGUUAAUUGUAUGGAUUUUAUUUUCGAAAUCAAAAAUGGAAAAGAAAUAAAUUACGAAAAAAAACAUGAAAAGAAAAGUAAUUAAUGAAAAUAUUAGGGGGGCGGAAAAGAUAUGGAAAUUGGGUCAGUAAAUGAAGGUCUGGUAAGAUAUAUAGAAAGAUAAAUCCUCUUUACUAUUUCAACUUUUU
This is a messenger RNA of Drosophila eugracilis, 2453 nucleotides long. It is a transcript of the gene exex, whose product is annotated as homeotic protein Sex combs reduced. The transcript is spliced from 3 exons. Gene Ontology annotation, cellular component: nucleus. Gene Ontology annotation, molecular function: DNA-binding transcription factor activity, RNA polymerase II-specific; sequence-specific double-stranded DNA binding. The record is from RefSeq and is a predicted model, not a curated record. Lineage: Eukaryota; Metazoa; Arthropoda; Insecta; Diptera; Drosophilidae. Gene Ontology annotation, biological process: neuron projection morphogenesis; spinal cord motor neuron cell fate specification; central nervous system development. The coding region runs from base 157 to 1725 and encodes 522 amino acids.